AUGAAGGUAUUUAUAAAUAAAAAAAUGGUUUUAGCAUUUCAAUAUAAUAUAACAUUAGUCAUUAAAAUUAUAGAUAUAAUAAUAAUGGCAUUAUGUGCUCGUAUUUUAUAUUAUCUAAAAGAGUAAAAGAAGUCAGGUUAUCCUUUAACAAUUCUAUGUUUAGUAAGAAUUUCAGCAUAACUAACUUUGAAUUAUUUUUGUAAACCAUAAAUUUUAUCAGUCAUAAUAAACUUAAACCUUAUUCAUACAUUAUUUUAAGAGUAAUUGGUAAGUGAUUUUAGUUUAGCCAAAUUACCUUCUUUGUACAUAAUAGGAAAUGUAUUUUUUGAAUAACAAUUUUCUAAUUAUUUUAUCAAUGUUGGUAUAGGAUUAACGUGUUUAUCAAUAAUGUUCUCAUUUCGUCAUAAUAAUAAAUUGAAAUAAAAAAGUGAGAAGAGUAUUUAAAAGAUAUCAAAAGAUUUUGAUAUUUGUAUAUCAGCUUUGCCUUAAAAAGAAUUUGAUGCUUAUAAAUCAGAAGAUUUGAAUGCAUCAAAUUGUAAAAGUCCUGUUUAUGGAGGAUUUUCACCAUUAAAAGAACUUUCUAAAUCAAUGGAUUCUGUAUUAAUGGAUGAAUAGUAAAUAUAUUAAUAUAAUAAUAAGUGCUUGGAUUAAGGGAUAACAAUUUAUUGUAUUAGAUGAUUCAGAUAAUGUUAUAAUAUAAACAUUUAAUGUAGCUGAUUUUUCAAGAAAUUCAUUUAGUAAUUCAAUAGAUAAUGAAAGUGUGGCUUCAAUUUUAAAUUUAGCAAUAGUAUAAGGGAAUAGAGAUUUUUAAGAUUUGAUUGCAAGUAGUGGAACAAUUAAUUAGAGUAGAUUUACAUUAAAAGAGUUAGUAAAUAAAUUAGUAGGAGAUUAUGAACUAUAUAAGAAUAAUAUGUUUAUAAUAAAUAAAGUAGAUGCUUCAUGGAUGAAUGAUUGGAUGAUUAAGAUAUUUUUGGUAGGCAAGAAUAAGAAAACAUUUGUAUUUAUUUAAAUUGAAUAAAGAGAAGUAGUGUAUCAACCAUCAUUUUAAGCAUUCUCAUAAUUUACUACUUAUAUAACACCAAGUUUGAAUUCUAUAAUGACAAUUUCAGUAUUAGCUGAAUCUGAUCCUUAGAUAAGUGAUUAUAUACUAGAAAAAUAUAUGUAUCCAAUAAGAGUUUCAAGUGUUAUAGUAUAUUUGUAAUUAGCAAAUAUGAGAGAUUUCAAUCUUCAUAAUUAAAAGAAAUUAUUAUUAAAAAUAAGUACUGUAGAUAUCUAAUCUAUUUGUGAAGAUUUAAUUAUUAUGGUACAAGAUUCAUCUAAAGCAAAAGGAAUUGAAAUCAAAUUGGAACAUGAAUCAACUGAUAAUAUUAUUGAAACUGAUGCAGAAAGAGUAAUGUAAAAUUUUCAAUAUUUUAGUUAAAACAAUUGAUGUUACCAUUGAUCAAAUUUUGUAUUAAAUAAACUAAAGAUGAUAGUAUAACAAUUUCAUGGAAAAUGUUCUCUACUAAAAAUUAUUAAUUAAUAAUACAUACUCCUAUUAAUAUAGAUGAAAAAGAUUUAAGAAUAAUAAGAUUAAAUCUUAAGAAACCAACACUAUAAUUUUCAGAAUUUAGUGUAUGUCAUAUACUUGCUUAAUAUUUAUCAGGAUCAAUUAAAAAAGGAUUAGAGAUAGCAUAAGUUGAACCUUAUGGAACAGCAUUUAAAUUUACAUUACAAUCAUUUAAUAUUAAUAAUGAAGAAAUGAAAGCAAUUAGAUUAAUUGGAUAAACUCAUUAUUAAGAAACUUCAUUAAGUUAAUUAUUGGCAUAAUAAGACACAUCUAAAUAAAAUGAGAAAACUUAUACUUUAUUUAGAGAAGAAUCUAAUAAAGCUUCUAUGGAUCAUUCUCUUCAUUUUUCUUAAUCUAGAAUAUCUAAAUAAUUUAGUUAAAAAUAUUCAGAAUAUUAAAGCAAUUAUGUUUCCCAAAUAUCUAAGGUGAAAGCAGAUUCUGUUAAUAUUCCAAAUUCUAAAUAAAAAGAUUCUCAUUCUUUUGAAUAAAUAUCAAAUAUCUUUUAUUAAGAUGAAGAAACCAAACAUUAAAAACGAAUCAAUUAUUAAACUACACCUUCAUAAUCUAAAUAUCAAUUACCUCAUUUUCCAGAAGCUACUAUAAAUAAUAGUCUUGGUAAUAGUGCAAAUGGAAAUAAUAGUGGAGGAGCUGUAAAUACUUUAUUAAAUGAUGCUAGAGAAAGAGAAUAAACAUUUUUGAGUUAACCAUAAUUAACUGAAUUAAAAUAAUAACCUACAUCAUCCAAUCUUUUUUUAGAUUUUGGAACUGAUACUCUUUCACCUAUCUAAAUACCUGUAUCUGUAUCAGCUAAAAUGUAAGGAGAAAUUAUUAAGUUUUCAACUACAGGUAGAUGUUGUUCUAGAGUGUUGAUUGCAGAUUGUGAAUAUCAGAAUAUAUAAAUAUUAGAAAUGAUAUUAUCCAGAUUUAAAGUAAAUUCCUCAAGAGCAUUCAGUACUGAAGAUGUUAUUAAAUUAUUAGAAACAAAAAAAAAAUGUAAAUGUGGUAAUAUUGGAUUUGUUUUGUAUUUUAUUAAUGUUGAUUUACCAAAAAAAGGAGGUUUAUGGUUGAGUAGAUAUAUAAAAGAUAAAAUGACCUAAAAAGGAUAUAUUAUAGGAACUACAGGACUUGUUGAAUAUUAUUCGAAAAUUGAAUAUUAUCGUAAUGGAAUAGAUCAAUAUAUAAGUUUACCUUUUGAUUUAGCAGAAGUAAGUAAGAUUUUAUAAAUAUCUCAACACUCUUGA
Paramecium pentaurelia is the source of this 2790-nucleotide messenger RNA. The record is from the annotation of a GenBank genome assembly. Lineage: Eukaryota; Ciliophora; Oligohymenophorea; Peniculida; Parameciidae.